Messenger RNA from Aspergillus steynii IBT 23096, 1797 nucleotides. RefSeq lists its product as uncharacterized. The transcript is spliced from 4 exons. The coding region runs from base 1 to 1797 and encodes 598 amino acids. The record is from RefSeq and is a predicted model, not a curated record. Lineage: Eukaryota; Fungi; Ascomycota; Eurotiomycetes; Eurotiales; Aspergillaceae.
AUGGCCUUCUCUCUCAAUCAUUCAGUGGCGGAAUUGGGCAGCUCCCAAGUUAAUCCCCUGCCUAUGUCUUUCACCGAGGAAAGCAGCAUCUUAAGUGCAGAUCUUCCGAUUGAACCUACCAUGGAUUCUCUGGCCACUUCUCGGAUUGUCCUCAAAAUUCCUUUUGCACCCAAGCCUACCACUGCGUCACCUGAGCCUGUCCAGUCUUCCUCGUCGACCGCUCAUUCUUCUAGCUUCCUUGGUCCUAAAUCCCCGACCUUCAAAUGCACACCCCUCGUGAUCAAAGACGAAUGGAUCAAGGACGAAGCAUCCUCCUCCUCCUCCGACAAGGAGAUGAGACCUCCUGCAGGCAAAAGACCCCGCAGAUGGCACCGUACCCUCGCCUCGCCAUCGGUAGACGGUAGCAACAGAAGCCGCCACCGGUCCAUUGCUCCUUCACCUCCAUUCCGGCUUCGAUCCAGGUCCCCAAGAUCCAGGGCCAUUUACGAAAGAUACAGACCAAAUCUCCGCGUUGCGUCUGUUCUUGACACUGACCUUACUGCCGACGGUGCAUACGAAACUCACGUUCAGGCUACUCGCAACGUCCAUAUUGCUAGAAUCGAGCGCCUUCGGGCCAGAGAGGACAUACAGGAGGCGAUUCUGGAAUUAGACCGCUUUGAGCUGGAGUUGGCGAAGCAGAAGUUGGAGGAGUGUCACAGGGAUUAUUUCAAACAACCAACCUUUCAGUUCAAAUCUUUGCUUCUUGUUGCUUCUCCUGUCAGCUCCCCGUGGAGGCGCGAAACCCAAAUACUAUUUGGAAUUGCUGGUCGCAAAAACCUCAGCUCUCGCUCCGACCUCCUCCUCGCCCUCGAGCACCAUCAACAACAAACACCCACACAGUCCUGGCCCCCUUUCUUCCGCGGCAGCCCGACCCUCAACACCUACCUCCCCCGCCUAAUCGACUACACGGGACUCCUACGCUACCAAUACGUGAUGGUCUGGCAGGAUCAUACCGGCCAGGAGACGCUUGUCGCGAAUGCCUACUCAAUGCCUUUUUUCUGGCCCGAGCUGGCCGAGUUCCAGCACCGGAAGUCUCAUGAUUCGGACACCGCCGGCACGGACAAAACAUCCCUCCCAGGGGAAGACGGCAUACGAGUCCUCGACACCCUGCCCGACGGGGGCUACGAAACGAUCCUCGCACGCGCAGUGGAACAGUUCUUCGUGCGCCAGAAUCUCCCUGCGAUGUCUCCGCCCUUGACGCAUGACCAGGCGCGGGAUAUGCCUGUGCGACGACGGCGUGAAGCACCUAAUGCACUUGUCGUUUUGUCAGUAGGUGUAUAUCAGGAAUGGAGAGGCCAGGGACUUGUCGGCCGGAUGGUGGAGUUUCUGAAGGAUGUAGCGCGGAGAGAUGAGUUGGGAGUGGUCAUCACGCCGUUGCGACCGGCUGCGAAGGUGGGCUUUCCGACUGCUGAUACUGUGGAGUAUUUGGGCUGGAGGAAGGAGACGGGACCUCAGGGGGUGGUGCUGCUGCUGGUGAAACACGUCGCUCUGGGCGGCCGGGUCGUCAGGAUAGCAAGGAGCAGCGUCUCGGUGAUGGGGGACGUUGCCGCGUGGGAGAGCUGGACCGGAAUGGAUAUUCGAGACUUGGUGGCGUCAGAGACGGAAGAUACAAAGAUGGAGAAGGUCGAUGCCCGAGGCUUUGUGCAUAUUUGUAUUCCUGGGGCGUUGGUCCCUGUGAGAUACUAUUUGCGAAGUGAGCAGCUUGUUUAUGCUGAGCCCAGUGUGUGGGUGUAUCACGAUGUUACCGAUUCAAGGUAG